AUGGGCGCUUCAUAUUGCUGGAAUUUGCCGAUGCUGCGCCGAAUUACAAGAGCUGCGAUUGGCCGGCCGGCGCUGGUGGCCGCUGGCAGCCACUACCUCUAUACCAAGUUAGCCGUCUCUCUCCCCUCCCAUGGCCGCAUCCAUGCUUUGCCCUCCAUCUCCCGCCGCCGUCGCACCCGAUCCUCGCCGCCCAAGAAAAACGUCCCUCGCCUCCUCCACUCACCAGCCAUGAUGCAGUCACCUCCAGCCGCUGCCUCGAUGCCCUCGCCCGUGUCGCAGCAGCCCAUGGGCUCGCCCACCCUCAAGUCGCGCAAGAAGCGCUCUCCCUAUGUGGCCAUUGCUUGGUAUUGUGUAUGUGAAUACUUGCAUUGCUCGCCUGCACAAGACCACGCACGGCGCAUCAAAAGUCGCAUCGCUAACAUAGUCGCCCAACAGAACAUGCAAGCAAAGAAAGACAAAAUGCAGCGGCGAACGGCCCUGCAAGAGGUGUCGCGACAGCGACAUCAUGUGUGUCUAUGGUCGCGCGACACGCUUCCAGUCCACAGAGGAGACCUCUCCUCCAAUGAAGCUCACAAGCCCCCCCGCGAACGAGACUCAUUCCGCGUCAAGAAGCCGCCCUCCGCCGCGCCGCCGCCGCCGCACAUACAAAACAGCGCCGAGUCGAGCGCCCAAACCCGCCACGGCAGCUCCGACUAUUACCUCCGCCUCGCCGAGAAGCGCCUCGGCGACCUCAGCCCCGGCCCGGGCCGCUCGCUCUUUGGCAGCGGCCGCCAGCAGCAGCUCAUGAUUGGCUCCCACAUUAUGCAACAGCUCAUCGACCACCGUAAGACAACCGCUGGCGCCGCCUUGGGUACCUUUGCGCCGCUCGACAAGGAGCUCUGGAUACGUAUUAUAGAUAUUUAUGAGGAGGAGGUGGCCUUGCAGUACCCCUUCCUCGACCUUGAGACCCUGCGGCACCGUAUCCGCGCCUCAGCCCCGCCCAGCGAGACCAACCCCGUGCCCGACGACCAAGGCGGCAUUGAGGACAUCAUGUCCCUGGUUCUCUCCGUCGCCUCUAGUAUCGUCGACCCCGGAACCCUGCCUGUCGCCAAUAGUUUUGUCGAGGGCUUGUUUAGCCGCGCCAUGCUGCGAACACAGCUGGGCGCAGUCAACAAGACGGACUUGUCCAUAAUCAUACUUGCCAGUAUCUUCUUCUUCCUGAACGACAAGGAGAUGUUGGCUUGGAGAGCCAUUGGCAAUGUGCUCCGCUCAUUACACGAAAUCAUUGCCCAAAAUACCGAAGAUGCGCCCAACUCAACGACGCUGGACCAGCUCAAGGACGUGGGCGAAAAGUUUUACUGGUCUGUAUACACUCUCGACCGACGCUGGGGAUUUGGCACAGGUCUGCCGUUUUCCGUCCACGACUCGGACAUUCAUCGCCAACCACACUUUAAAGACGACUCGCUCUCCUCCACCUAUCUUCGACAGAUGAUAGAGUAUAGCAUCAUCUCCGCCGACGUCCGUCGCUCCAUCCUCCAACCCUCUUCGUCCCCCACCGCCACCGUUACCGCCCUUGCCGCCACGCGCAACCUGCUCGACUUUCAAGUCACCCAGUUUUCCAAAAACAUACCCAGGCGGUUGCAGUUCCGCGGCUUACAGGACAAAUUCGACCCCGCACGUGAGAAGCGCGGCGAGUACCGGCUACGGCUCGUGCUCUACCUGCGCUGCAACCAGAUGCGCAUCGUCAUUCACCGCAAGUCGGCCAUGUCGCUCGGCGGCAGCGGCGGCGGGCCCUUUGACACGUCCACCACAAAUGUGCUCGCCGAGACGUCGCAGGAUACGAUUCGCGUGCUCAUUGCGCUCGCUCGCGAGACGGACAUCUACCACGCUCAGCAGCGCACCUUUAACCACUUUCUCGAGACGGCCCUUGCCUCUCUCUUACUGCUCCUCUGCUAUGCCGAAGCCGAGUACCGCGUCGGCUACCUGCCCGACGUGCUCGCCGCCAUGGAGCUCGUCCAGCACCUCUCGGUCCACUCACCCGUCACCCGCGCCCUCAAGCAGAAGCUGCACCGCGUCCAGCACAUGAUCAAAUCCUUUCGCGUCUCCAACCACACCUCGGCCCAGCACUCGCCCCGCGCCAACUCGGCCGCCCCUGAGCAUCACCACCCGUUUACCACCGACGUGGUCGGCACACCGCCCACAACACUACCCAUGCCGCUCGCACCCGUCCUCAAUGACCAGCAGACUGUAUUUCCACCCGCCGCGGCGCUUGCUGAAAUGGCCAUGGGCGGUGGUGCGGACGCGGGGCCGUUUACGCCAGGCGUGCAGACCAACAACUUUCAAAUCAGCCAGAUGAAUACGCCGCAGCCGUACGACGACGGCAGCUUCACUGGUGGAGGUGGUGUCCCGGGUAGUAUGCACUCGCAGCAGUCGGCGAGUGACUCGACGUCCAUGAUGGACCUGGUUGCGUCGCAUGAUUUGAGUGAUUUGCCUAAUGACUUUUUCACCUCGCAGUUUACGGAUCUGAGCGACAUUCUCAAAGACUAUGACAAUUUUCGAUUCUGA
Molecule: messenger RNA, 2544 nt
Organism: Cordyceps militaris CM01
Lineage: Eukaryota; Fungi; Ascomycota; Sordariomycetes; Hypocreales; Cordycipitaceae
Product: fungal specific transcription factor domain-containing protein
Exons: 7
Coding region: 1-2544 (847 amino acids)
Biological process (GO): DNA-templated transcription
Molecular function (GO): DNA binding; zinc ion binding
Source: RefSeq, a predicted model, not a curated record